AUGACGUUGCCUUUGAUAACUUUAAUCAAUUUACAGUUAAUUAGUGCAUUAAGGUGUCCACCAUGUGAGAAACUACACUGUUCUAGGUUAUCAAAGUCGAGUUGUAAAGGGGGAAUAACUACGAGUAUAUGUGGGUGUUGUGCUAUAUGUGCUAAAGUAAAAGGUGAACGAUGCGGUGGUGAAUAUCAGUAUUUAGGUAAAUGUGAUAAAGGACUGUAUUGUCAACCAUUAACAGACAAAUCUAAUAUCAUAAUGUACCAUGGUAAAGCAGAAUUAAUUGGUUCCUGUACCAAACGUAAGUUUCCAGGUCCUCAGGCAGACGAAGGAAAAUCUUCAUAUUGUAGGCCAGAAUGUUCUCCAAUAUUUUGUAAGCGAAAUCCUCGAGCAAUCUGCUCUGCUAUCAAGGUGGCAGACAUAAAACAAGGAUGUCAAGAGCGAUGUCAACAUACGUCAUGUAACGCAUGUAGUUACAGAAAGGAAGCAGAUUGUCCAAAAUGCCGGAAAAACGACUUCCGGUGUAUGAAGAAAUACGGAAAAUGUAUAAUGCGAGAUUUUUGUAGUAGAAGAAAAUUUCCGUGUAAACGAAAGAGAUUAAAGAUUGUUGAAGAUGGAAAGUUUGUGUGUAAAGUACCAGAGUGUUUAAAAUGA
Lottia gigantea (owl limpet) is the source of this 648-nucleotide messenger RNA. RefSeq lists its product as hypothetical. Gene Ontology annotation, biological process: regulation of signal transduction; regulation of cell growth. Gene Ontology annotation, cellular component: extracellular region. The transcript has 4 exons. Gene Ontology annotation, molecular function: insulin-like growth factor binding. The record is from RefSeq and is a predicted model, not a curated record. Lineage: Eukaryota; Metazoa; Mollusca; Gastropoda; Lottiidae. The coding region runs from base 1 to 648 and encodes 215 amino acids.